Molecule: messenger RNA, 2859 nt
Organism: Daucus carota subsp. sativus
Lineage: Eukaryota; Viridiplantae; Streptophyta; Magnoliopsida; Apiales; Apiaceae
Product: probable methyltransferase PMT24
Exons: 9
Coding region: 244-2604 (786 amino acids)
Cellular component (GO): endosome; trans-Golgi network; cytoplasm
Molecular function (GO): methyltransferase activity
Source: RefSeq, a predicted model, not a curated record
GAUCUCAAACACACUUGACUACCCCCACUCAAAACAACUCAUCAUCCGCCUCUUGUGCAUCUCUUUCUCUGUAUAAAUAUCUCUUUCUUUCCCAUCAUUUAAUUCAAGAUCUGAAUCACAGACACCCCUUUUCACAUUCUCUCUGGUUUCCACUCAGAUAUGUGCUUUUGCAGCUAGUUCUUGCACUUAGAUCCACUAAACCCACUUGAAAGGUAUAUAAUACAGGUAUAUUUUCUGUGAGACAUGGCUACUGGAAAAUACUCCCGAGUUGAUGGGAGGAAGUCUACAAAUUAUUGUUCAACAGCCACAAUCGUGGUGUUUGUUGCUCUUUGUUUGGUUGGGGUUUGGAUGUUGAUGUCAUCAUCUGUCGAUCCUGUUCAAAAGUCUGAUUUGUCUUCCCAAGAUUCCAACACAGAUUUCUCUUCCCAGGAUUCCAAAGCAGAGCUCAAAGAGAAGGUGACAGAUAAAUUUUCUAACCAAUUUGAAGAUAGCUCAGGUGAACAAGCAGAAGAUGCAACAAAAGAAGAGAGCAAACCUACAAAAUCUGAGGAAGAGAGCAAUUCUGAAGUCAAUGAGACAGAAACUCAGGAAACUCAGGAAGAAAAGACUGCAGAGGAGAGUUCUGGAGGAAAUUCUAAUGGUGAAGAGGAUUCUAAAAAAGAUGGCGAAGGUUCAGAUAAUGAAGAAUCAAAUUCAGGCGGAAAAGAAUCGAAUCCCAGUACUGAAACAAACGAAAAUACCCAAUCAGAUUCAGAAAAUGAAAAGACUGAGACUGAAUCAAAUUCGAAUGAGGGUGGUGAUAAGCAAGAGACUGAGGAAAGUGUAGAGGAACCCAAAAAGAAAGAGGAUGAAAAGUCAAAGGAGGAGUUUCCUGCUGGGGCCCAGUCUGAGAUUCUAAAGGAAACUACCACUGAGAGUGGGUCUUGGUCAACUCAAGCCGCUGAGUCAGAAAGUGAAAAAAAUUCACAAACGUCUAAAUCGACCAAGGAUGCCAGUGAUUAUAAGUGGAAAGUUUGUAAUGUUACUGCUGGUCCAGAUUAUAUCCCAUGUCUUGACAAUUUGCAAGCUAUCAGCAAGCUUCCACACAGGGACCACUAUCAGCAUCGUGAAAGACAUUGCCCAGAUGAAGCCCCGACCUGUCUCGUCUCUCUUCCUGAAGGUUACAGACAAUCAGUAAAGUGGCCUACUAGCCGCGAGCAGAUAUGGUAUUAUAAUGUACCUCACACUAAGCUGGCAGAGGUUAAAGGACAUCAAAACUGGGUUAAAGUUACUGGCGAUCACCUUACAUUUCCUGGUGGAGGAACUCAAUUCAUUCAUGGUGCUCUACAUUACAUUGAUUUCAUUCAACAAACUCUUUCUGAUAUUGCUUGGGGAAAAAGGACUCGUGUGUUAUUGGAUGUUGGUUGUGGAGUGGCCAGCUUUGGUGGAUACCUUUUUGAGAGAGACGUAGUUGCUUUGUCAUUUGCUCCGAAGGAUGAGCAUGAAGCUCAAGUGCAGUUUGCUCUUGAAAGAGGAAUUCCUGCCAUAUCAGCUGUAAUGGGUACCAAGAGGCUCCCCUUCCCAAGUAAGGUGUUUGAUAUGGUCCACUGUGCUCGUUGUAGAGUCCCUUGGCACAUUGAAGGUGGUAAACUGCUCUUAGAGCUUAACCGUGUUCUGCGGCCUGGUGGUUUCUUCGUGUGGUCUGCUACUCCAGUUUAUAGAAAUGAUACUGAAAAUGCCGACAUAUGGAAAGCUAUGUCUGAACUAACGAAGUCCAUGUGCUGGGAACUAGUAAAAAUUAGCCGUGAUGACUUGAAUGAAGUAGGAGCAGCAAUAUACCGAAAACCAUCAUCGAAUGAGUGCUAUGAGAAAAGAUCACAAAAUGAACCCCCACUCUGCAACAAAGCUGACGAGCCAGAUGCAGUCUGGAAUGUGCAGCUUCAAGCAUGCAUACACAAAGUACCAGAAAAAGUGUCAGAACAUGGUAGCCAGUGGCCAGAACAAUGGCCAAAAAGAUUGGAGAAAGCGCCUGCAUGGUUAAGUAGUUCUGCGGUUGGAGUAUAUGGCAAAUCAGCCCCAGAGGACUUCACUGCUGACUAUGACCACUGGAAACGUGUCGUCACUGCAUCAUAUCUGACUGGUUUGGGGAUUGAUUGGUCAUCAGUAAGAAAUGUCAUGGACAUGAAGGCUGUCUAUGGAGGAUUUGCUGCAGCCCUGAAAGACCUGAAAUUGUGGGUUAUGAACAUUGUGCCAAUAACUUCAGCGGACACACUUCCAAUAAUCUAUGAGCGUGGCUUAUUUGGCAUGUAUCAUGAUUGGUGUGAAUCAUUCAGCACGUAUCCUAGAACUUAUGAUCUGGUUCAUGCAGAUCAUCUCUUCUCUGAUAUCAAGAAAAGGUGCAAGUUACAAGGUCUAAUGGCAGAAGUUGAUAGAAUCUUAAGGCCGAAAGGAACAUUAAUCGUGCGCGACAAUGUGGAGACAAUAACCGAGAUAGAGAACAUGGCAAAGUCACUUCAAUGGAAGGUCCAGUUCACUUACUCAAAGGACAAUGAAGGAUUGCUGUGUGUACAGAAAUCAUUUUGGCGUCCAACAGAGGUGGAGACCAUCGCAUCAGCAAUUGAGUAGGCGCAACCAAAAACGGUCAUGUUAAGUUGAACAUGGCUGAAAUAGAAUAUUGUUUUGUUUUUCCAGCAUUCUCAUUCAAAUGCUAUAGAAAUAGUUUAAAUACCCAUAAUGUACUUUGUUAUACAUAAUUUGUUUGUGUAACGUUCCUCUGAGUCGGAUCCCUCAAAGUUAGAGGAUUCGACUCCUUGUUUUUGUUGUAAAAUUACAUUUUGUUACUCAAGGCAUCAAUGGCAAAAUCUACAUAGUAUUUACAUA